GUGAACAGCAAAGAUCACAACUUAACGCUCCACAUGUUUUAUCCACCAGGUUACAGGAUGAAGAUGAUGUCCAGCAUCCUGCUGCUCCUCAUCCUCAGCUCAUGUCUCUGUGCAGCAACAUUUGUAGUGAAUGUGACACAGAGCAGCUAUCAGGCAGAGGAGAAGCAGAACAUCACUCUGGAGUGGACCUUCACCACCAAGACUCAGGGAACCUGGAGGCAACUGUUCAUCUACUGCAUUUUGUUAACUCUUAGAAAAGAACGAGUUCUCUAUCAGGUCCAUAAUGGACUUGAGAUUUCAGAGUCUCAGGAUGAUCAGUUUUCAGGACGAGUCCAGAGCGACAAAAACGUCCUCAGAGAAGGACGAAUCAGACUCCAUGUGUCCAGACUGAGGACUGAAGACUCUGGUCUGUAUCUGUGCAACGUGAAAACUGGAGAUGGAUUCAACAAAGCAGAUUGUCGACUCAACAUUCAUAAAAACAUCUCAGCUGUUCCUGGACAGAAAGUCUCCCUGCCAUGCCGACUCCCCAACAACAAACCUGUUGUGUUUGUGAAGUGGACCCGUCCGGAGCUGGAACCAGAAUAUGUCCUCCGGUUCAGAGAUGAGCAGCUGGAUCCAGAGAACCAGCAUCCAUCUUUUAGGAACCGGGUGGAUCUGCAGGACAGACGGAUGGAGGACGGAGACGUGACUUUGCUUCUGAGCAACGUGAAAACCAGCGACACAGGAAAAUACGAGUGUCGAGUUUUACAGAGAGAAGCAACCGGAAGAAAGAUAUACAAUUUGACCUCUGACCCCAUUGGGAUCGUCUUCCUGGUUGUGGCGCCUCCUACAGGUGAAAAUGUCUUUAGAGUCUCUGUGUGGCUGCGGCUAAUCUGA
This is a messenger RNA of Poeciliopsis prolifica (blackstripe livebearer), 876 nucleotides long. RefSeq lists its product as uncharacterized. Gene Ontology annotation, biological process: positive regulation of T cell proliferation; immune response; cell surface receptor signaling pathway. Gene Ontology annotation, cellular component: external side of plasma membrane. The record is from RefSeq and is a predicted model, not a curated record. The transcript has 5 exons. Bases 34 to 876 code for a protein of 280 amino acids. NCBI's taxonomy places the organism in Eukaryota, Metazoa, Chordata, Actinopteri, Cyprinodontiformes, Poeciliidae.